AUGUCGGACGCGCUCGUGCGCUUGUCGUCGCUUGUCAGGUCAAAGCUGCUGCGACUGCUACUACUGGCGACUAUCGCCGUCUACACAAUCGCAAUGGUGACGUGGGUGCUGUCGAGUCGCCAGUCCGUUGCGCUUUUGCCCGCACACGCGACGACCGAAGCGCACGCAGCGACAGUCGAGCGGCCGCCACGGGAGGCGCCGGAGAUGCGGCAGCUCCGGUGCGUUGGAUGGAGAGCGACGCGCAACUGCAGUGCCGACGGCGCGCGCGACGAGGCGCAGGACAAACGGUGCAACGAACGGGUCGAGAGCACUGCGUCCGGCUACUGUGAGGUGGAAGACGUGGUGUCCGGCGAGAGGUUCCGCGUCCUGCAACGCGGGUGUCGCACCGUCCGGAAGAGGGCCGUCUUUACGUGCUCUCGGGCACCGGACGUUGUGGCGUUUCGCGUGGAAAGCGACCGCGUGGUGGAAGCUGUGCGUGCACCUGCGUUUCGGCUGCCUCGGAGUCGCACGCCGAGCACGGAGGCUCGAGCGGGCAUUGUCAUGGUCGUGUACCCGAGUCUCUUGGCGAGUGUGUACGCUUUGAUCCGCACACUGCGAGAGCUGAUGCACUGCCAGUUGCCGAUCGAAGUGUGGUACCGCCCGGACGAGAUGCGGGACGUGCCUGCCGGGCUCAAGACACUCGAGGACAUGGCCGAAAAGGACGCAGUGGGUGGCCUCACGAUUCGAGCGAUCGACGAUCUGCGAGCGGUGCGGUUCGCUACAAAAGUGCACGCCAUCUACAACAGUGCGUUCGACCACGUGCUGUUCCUCGACGCGGACAACGUGCCAGUGCGCGACCCGACGUUCUUGUUCGAGUCGGAGGAGUUCGUGCGAACGGGCGCUGUGUUCUGGCCGGACUUUUGGUUCCCGCAGUGCACGAUGUUUCACAUCGUCGAAGACUCGUUGGUGUGGCAACUGCUGGACAUGCCAUACGUCGACAUGUUCGAGCAGGAGAGCGGUCAGCUGGUGAUCGAUCGACGGCGUCACGCUGCUGCCAUGGAGCUCGUCCACUUCUACGCGUUCCACACGCCCAACCUGUUCAAGCAACUCGCUCUUGCGUGGGGUGACAAGGACCUCUUCCGAUUCGCGUGGAUCAAGCUGAACGCCCCGUUCUUCAUGGUGCAAACGCCGCCUGCCAUCGCUGGAAAGCUCGUGGGCGACUCGUUUUGUGGCAUGACGAUGGUCCAACACGAUGCCAGCGGACGCGUCUUGUUCCUUCACCGCAACUACAACAAACUGACUGGGCGACCGCACCAGCACGACGAAAAGCACCAAAGCGAACCACAGAAGCAAGUCGGCUCGACGCAACCAGAUCCGGAUCGUGCUGUCGUGCCCAAAGACGCGAUCGCACACGCUAACGCGAACACUUCGGCGCAAACACCUUUGGCAACACUCGAGAGAGCUUCCGAGUCCGACGAGCUACCCGAUCCAGCCAUAUGGACACAUUUGUGGUCGUUCCGAAACUCGUCGCCUCGCAACGACUACCGAGUCGUGAUAUACAAAGCACCACCAGGAUUUCCCCCGUUGCAAAAGUGUUACGGCCCGCGCGGUCUCCGUGACAACGAGCACUUUUACGCGCAGGAGUUCGCGUCACUCGACUUUUCCGGCCUCGAGACACACCUGAGACGUUUCGCUAUGGAAGGCGCCCAACUAGUGGACACGUUUCGAGCUCCGAUGACGAAAGAGACGCGCUAG
Hyaloperonospora brassicae is the source of this 1734-nucleotide messenger RNA. Lineage: Eukaryota; Oomycota; Peronosporomycetes; Peronosporales; Peronosporaceae. The record is from the annotation of a GenBank genome assembly.